CCAAUCCCUCCGUCUGUUAUGUUUAUGUUGUCGCGAAAAGACAUGGCAUGGGUUAUCGCCGAAAACUGAUAAGCUUAUUAAGUAUUAAAAUAUGUUUAUUAAAAAUAUUUAUUUAUUUUAGUAUUACUUAAAAGUAAGUUAUUUCAAAAGCUGGUUUUUUCUGUGUUGUUUUUAAGACUUUGAAUUUUAAAAUAAUAUCGAGUCGUUUGACGUUUUCUAUAGCUGUAGGAAAGAAAUUGAUUUAAAUCUAAUUAUUGUUAUUUUUAGAUAUCAUGCACUCCCAAUUAUAACAAAUAGUUAGUUCUUUAAGUAUGAAUAAUAAACCUGUGCCAUUCAUACGAGAAAACAAAUUUAAAAAGGUAAAUGAAUCUCCUGUUGCUGUAAAAGCAAAUGUUAAUAUUAAAGAAAUUCGGAAAAGAUUUGAAAAUUUAUCAGAUGAAGUGAAUAAUGAGUCUAAUAAAGUUCCUGUUGUUCCACUUAGAAAAAAUAAAGUUAUUAUUGAUUCAAAUGUAAAAAAAUUAGAAAAAACUCACGUCCCUGAACCAAUUUUGAAACCUAAUAAUUGGCCAUCGCAAUCAAAUAAUGAAACAACACAUAAAAAAUGUAUAUCAGUUAAAGAGAGAACUAAACUUUUUGAAGGCAGCAAUGAAAUAAAAUGUGAUAGCACAAAUAAUACUGUGACUCAUGCAAAUGCAAGUGUCAAUAAUAUAACUAGUCAAUCAUCAGAUAUGUUUAGAACCAAAUUAUCAAAUUCCACCAGCAGAAAUGAGUUUGUAACACCACCUGCCAAACCACCCAGAACAUUUGCUAGCACAGAUAAAUCAAUACUUCAAAAUUCCACAAAUGGUUCUUUGGAAAAAAAUGAUGUAUAUAGGAAACAUUCUGCAUCUGAUUUUGAAAAUUCUAGACGGAAACAAAAUGGAGAAUUUUAUGCUGAAGCAAAGCCUCGGCCUUGUUCUUCAUUUAGUUUUGAAUCUAAUUCAUCUAAGAAUGUGAUGAAUUCUCCUAGGCUCAUGAGUGCACCUGAAAUCCCUACAAGGGGUGGAUAUGGGGAUUUAACUCCUAAAACAUCAAAUCAAUCUAGUAAAACUCAUGGUCUUCGCAAUUACUUCAAAAAUCUAUCAAAUACAGCAAAUACCAUAUGUGAAAAAGUGAAACAGUCUAAGAUGUUUGUUGAUUUAACGCCAACAACUGUUAGUCCUCCCAAACAUUAUGGAACAUUAAAAAAAAGUCGAAGUGAAGAACACAUAUAUGCAGAACCAUAUACUGAGAUGAAACAAAAUGGUAAAACAGUGGAAGGGACAAAAAAGAUGGAUGAGCUUCAUUACAUGUGUACUCCUCUUAUUAAACCAAAAGUGCCUGAGAAAAAGGUGGAAAAGAGUGUUUUUAAUCGACAAUGUGUUAGAGAUAUGAUAUAUGGUUCAUUUGCUCCUCUUAGAACUGUGCCAAAAGAAAAUCAAGAUUCAAAAAUUGAAGAUGCUACUGAAUGUGAUGUAUCUAUGAAAGCUAUCCAAGAUAGAAUUAUUUAUGUGAAAUCUGUUAGACAGGUUUCUCGCAGUAAUAUCUGUAUUGCACCAAAGUUGUAUGAAGCCUUAUAUUUUAUAAACAUAUCUGAGUCUCAACCUGAAAUUAAACAUUCUUUUCCCCUGAAAGUUCCAGAAGAAUAUAAAUUUUCUUUGCUUCCACAUAUUUGUUUUCCUGAUGCUGUUCAUUUUAAGGUUGCUUCUAGUUAUCAAAGUGCAACAUUCCAUUUUACUCUUUUUGAUAAAGGAGAAAAGAUUUUUGGUUACUGUCUCAGAAUUAUGGGUUGGCCAAAAAAUGAAUUGGGAGAGCAUCCUCUGUGUGUGAAGCUUCCAGUUGCCAUCUGCAUUUUGAGUAAAUUCAAUGCUCCCUUGUUCUAUAACAAGCUUCUAAGUGAACUUGAGAAACAUCUCACUUUAUCUAGAGCACAGUGCUUCAAGUAUAUUAGGUCACUUCAAAAACUGGGUGUGCCAAAUGCUGGUGCAAGUAUAUCUAUCCCUGAUUAUUCUGAGUGCUCUGAAGAAGACAGAGUUGUAAUUGCAAGGCCUUUGGAUUCUCAUUCAGUUAGUUGUGAUUUUACCCGAGCCUUGCAGUUAUUAGAUGUAGAAAUUCUUGUCAAAGCUGUUGCUUCUUUAUUACUGGAAAGAAGAGUUUUGUUGUUUUCUUCCACUACUAGUAAUCUCUAUGAAUGUUGUAAAGCCAUUUCUUCUUUGUUGUAUCCAUUUGAAUGGCCCCAUAUGUACAUUCCAGUCUUGCCUUCUUGCCUGACAGUCCAGUGUUGUUCGGAAACACCAUAUAUUUUAGGACUUUCAAACAAUAAUUACAACUCAGUUUUAGAGCUCUUAGCUGAACAUGAAGUAUUGAUUAUAAAUAUUGAUAAAGGUUUGAUAGUAAAAUCCUAUGGUGAUGAAGACACUAUUUUGCCAAAGAAAAUCCAGAAGGCUGUGAUCACUGCAUUACAUCUUGCAAAAAACAUGACAGAUCCCACAGAAAUGUUGAGAGAUGUUAUGAUUUCUGAAGCAUUUGUCCAUUUGUUUGUUGAAAUGGUGGGGCAUUAUGAAAAUCAUUUAGUCCAGCAGAAUGACAAACUUACAUUUCAAAAAGAGGCUUUCUUAAGGAAUGCAUUCUUCUAUAGUGUACAGUCAUUUCUUCAAUGGUUUUCGGAAACUCAGAUGUUUGAUACAUUUAUAAAUGAAUGCAUCUGGCGAGCAAACUACAGAUCAAUUUGUCAGAGUAAUCAAAGAACCUUUUUUGAAAAACGAGUAGAUGAAUAUAAAUGGGAACUGUCUCAUGAUGCUGAGAAAUUUUCUCGUCGAAUUGAAAAAACUGUUAGAAAUCUUGGUGAAAUGAUUAUCCACAAGUUGAAGAUAUAAUAAUGGAAUUUGAAAGAAAGGAAUUCAAAUGAAAUGUUUUUAAUAUUGAAAAAAUAAUUUAAAUUGUUUUUUAAGGGAAUUUUUCUAUUACAUGUUCUUAAUUAUUAAUUAUUUUUGGAAGUGUGUAAUAUUUUUAAAAAAGCAUUAUAUAUCCAUGACAAUUGAUUAUAUAUAUAUAUGACCACUACAUUUGUAAAGGAAUUUUGUAAAAAAUUGAUGUUUAUUUUGUAUUUGUUUUUAUUUAUCUUGGUUUCACUUCAUUUAUUUUUUAGUUUAUAUUUAGACUAUUUUAUUUACUUUGAUUGCAAUAUUUUCUCACCGUAUUUGAAUGUUUGAACUUUUAAUUAGAGCAUAAUGUAUUUUGUGUUAUCAUAAGUUUUGUUUUUAUACAAAUUUUAAAAAUAUGUAUAUUUAAAUUAGAUGUCAGAUUGACAUUUCUUAAAAGGGAUUUUCUUCAUU
This is a messenger RNA of Argiope bruennichi, 3353 nucleotides long. RefSeq names its product DENN domain-containing protein 2B-like. The record is from RefSeq and is a predicted model, not a curated record. NCBI's taxonomy places the organism in Eukaryota, Metazoa, Arthropoda, Arachnida, Araneae, Araneidae. The coding region runs from base 312 to 2894 and encodes 860 amino acids. The transcript is spliced from 17 exons.